This is a messenger RNA of Symphalangus syndactylus (siamang), 2198 nucleotides long. RefSeq names its product hematopoietic SH2 domain containing (gene HSH2D). Gene Ontology annotation, cellular component: cytoplasm. Gene Ontology annotation, biological process: signal transduction. NCBI's taxonomy places the organism in Eukaryota, Metazoa, Chordata, Mammalia, Primates, Hylobatidae. The record is from RefSeq and is a predicted model, not a curated record.
CUCUUCACUGCUUGAUAGAUUGUAGAUGCCAGGAGUCAGGGGGCCUGCACCUGUCUCCGUGUCACCCCUGUGUCCUCCAAAGAGCAGGCACACUAUAGGGCUCACCUGCUUGAGGAAACAGGAACUGCCUCGGGGCAGCCAGCUCCGCCCCAUUGACGUGCAGACCUUGAAUCGAAACCCAGGCUCCUGCAGGCACUGGCACAGCUACAGCGAGGGCCUCGGCCAUCCAAGGGUCUCCCAGGUGACCUUCCCUCCACCCCAGGAAGCUAUGACAGAGGCCAGGAAGCCGCCCCUACCGCUACCCCCACGGCUGGACUGGUUUGUGCACACCCAGGUGGGCCAGCUGGCCCAAGACGGGGUCCCCGAGUGGUUCCAUGGUGCAAUCUCAAGAGAGGAUGCUGAGAACUUGCUGGAGUCACAGCCACUGGGAUCCUUUCUCAUCAGGGUCAGUCACAGCCAUGUGGGCUACACACUCUCCUACAAAGCCCAAAGCAGCUGCUGCCAUUUCAUGGUGAAGCUCUUGGAUGAUGGGACUUUCAUGAUCCCCGGGGAGAAGGUGGCCCACACCUCGCUGGAUGCCUUGGUCACCUUCCACCAGCAGAAGCCAAUUGAGCCGCGCAGGGAGCUGCUGACACAGCCCUGCAGGCAGUGGCCGAGGAAGCUGCCUGCCCGGUGUCUGCCCCUGAGGAGCGGACUUCCCAAAAAUGUUCCCCCAAAUCCUAUUUACUUAUGGGUUUACAUGCUCCCUGGCUGCCUUCCCAAUCAGACUGUGAGCUCUGAGAGACUGGAGACUCCAUCUGGCUUGUUUGCCUUUGCUUCUCCCACCCCUCUGAGAGGACCUGCCAUAUUGAAGGCCUCCCCAAAGCCAGUCCUGUGUCACCAAUCAAAGGAAAGGAAGCCGUCAACAGAGAUGGACGGAAUAAGCACCGAGGAAGCCACUUCCUCCUGCCCCCCAAAAGCCCCUCUUGGAGAGACCCGCCAGAAACUCUGGAGGAGCCUCAAAAUGCUUCCCCAGAGAAGCCAGAGGGUCCGGCAGCAGCUAAAAAGCCACCUCGCCACUGUGAACUUGUCAUCACUCUUGGAUGUCCGGAGAUCCACGGUGAUCUCAGGCCCUGGGACCGGAAAAGGCAGCCAAGAUCACUCAGGGGAUCCCACCUCGGGGAACAGCGGCUACACGGAUCUCCAUGUGGCCACAUCUCUCAAAAGCCCCUCACAGCCCCAGGCACCAAAAGACAGAAAGGUCCCCACCAGGAAGGCCGAGAGGUCGGCCAGCUGCAUUGAGGUGACCCCAGGGGACAGGAGUUGGCACCAAAUGGUAGUGAGAGCCCUAUCCUCCCAGGAGUCCAAGCCAGAGCACCAGGGCUUGGCAGAGCCUGAGAACGACCAGCUCCCGGAGGAGUACCAACAACCGCCACCCUUUGCCCCUGGGUACUGCUAGAGAACAGGUCCACCCUGGCUCUGGGACUCUUGCUGCCAGGGGCUGCCACACUCCUGAAUGUCCUAACAUUUCUUCCAUGGCCCCACACCAUGGCAUCCGGGAGUCUUCGGGAACCCGGGAAAUAGAAUAAAGAUGUUUUUGGGGUCUGUUCCUGCACUCACCCAUGGGGUGAGCUGGUUAUUUUAGCAAUAAUCAUCAGAGUGACGCUGAUGGUUUGGGGCGCCACGUGUACAUCAGCCCCGGUGCCAGACCCUCUAUUCAUUAUUUUAUGCCUCAGAGCAAGGCCCUCAGGGAGGGUCAUCCUCCAUGUUUUGAAGAAGAGACUGAGGUUCAGAGAGGACCAAGGCCACAGAGUUAUGCGUGUCAGCACCAGGAUUUGAAGCCAGGUGAAUCCGAGCCCUUUUCCCACAUCAUCUGUUUGUCCUGUUGUCUAAAAGCACGCUGCAGGCCGGGCGCAGUGGCUCAUGCCUGUAGUCCCAGCACUUUGUGGGGCCGAGGCAGGCAGAUCGCUUGAGGCCAGGAGUUCGAGACCAGCCUGGCCAACAUGGUGAAACCCCGUAAAAAAUUCAAAAAUUACCCGGACGUGGUGGCACAUGCCUGUAAUCCCAGCUACUUGGGAGCCUGAGGCAGGAGAAUCACUUGAACCCAGGAGGCAGAGGUUGCAGUGAGCUGAGAUCGCAUCACUGCAGUCCAGCCUGGAUGACAGAGUGAGAUUCCAUCUCAAAAAAUAAAUAAAUAAAAAUGAAAUAAAAAAAUAAAA